UGGGGUCGUGCACAACAAUAUAUUUCAUUCAAUAAUAAAGUUUUGGCUAUUAUACUAUACUCUGAUGCAACUACACUUGAUCGGUUAGAGAAAAGUUCACGGCAUCCUAUAUUUAUUAGCUUGGAAAAUAUUUCAACAAAAAUUCGUAAUAAAGCUGAGGCAAAAGCACUUGUUGGUCUUAUACCAGUACUGCAAGGAACAAAGGAAGAAAGACAAACAUUACAAUUUAGACAGCUAAUUCGAUUGACCUUUCACAAAUGUAUUAAUACAUUAAUUGAGCCAUUAUAUUUACAACAUCGUUCUGGAGUAUUAUUAAAAAUUAACAAUUAUAGUUUAAAGUGUAAUAUGAUGUUAGCCUGUGUUAUUGGAGAUUGGCCCGAAAACUGUAAAUCGUGUUUAACUUAUAGUGGAACAAGUUGUGCGCGUUGUUGCUACACUUGUCUUGUAAAAAAAGAUGAACUAAAUGCUAUUAAAUUAUCUGCUAAUCGCAAAAUAACUCGAACAGAAAAUCAAAUGAGACAAAUUAUUGCAAUGGAACAAAGCAAAGAGUACUUAUUACAUGAAGAAAUAAAUAUUAAAUUUACACGAGAUCUCUUGAAAGCUCGUGGAGAAAAUACUCUUAUUAAUAAAAUGGAUCAAAGACUUGGAAUAAUACCACACUAUCCAGGACUAAAAAUUUUCAAUACUGGACUUGCAGAUCUUGCAUUAUUUAUGGUAUUAGAAUAUAGGCAAAUGAUGAAAGUUAUGCCUUUUGUUCUUGAAGGGCUUUUUGCAAAAAAUGAAAAUGAAUUGCUU
This is a messenger RNA of Dentiscutata erythropus, 795 nucleotides long. Lineage: Eukaryota; Fungi; Glomeromycota; Glomeromycetes; Diversisporales; Gigasporaceae. The record is from the annotation of a GenBank genome assembly.